AUGUUCAAACAGUCAAUUAGACCACUAGUCUCAACCCGACUAACUUUUGUUCGUUAUAACAGCUCUGCAGCCUACACGGCUGCGGUCAGCCUGUUGAAGGGAGACUUAAAAAAGGCUAUGAUUGCCAAGGAUGAAAUGAAGAAGACGGCUAUUAGGAGCAUGCUAUCAGCCAUCAAGAACAAAGAAAUCGACUUGAAAGGGAAGAGUGCUGACGAGUACUCUCUGUAUGACAUGUACUCCAAGUUAAUCUCCCAAAGAAAAGACUCCAUCAACGAAUUUAUUGCCAACAAAAGAGACGACUUGGUGGACAAAGAAAGAGGUGAGAUGGACAUCAUAAAAAAAUACAUGGAUCAGUUGCCAGUGUCAUCGGAGCUUGACAUUGAUCAAAAUGUGAAGAGUUUGUUGGACGCCCUUAAGGAAAAGGCUGGUGACAAAAAGGUCCAAAUCAAAGAAAUUAUGGGGCAAUUUGACUUAAAGUCCUUACCAACAGAAUGGAAGACAUCACCAACUGCCAUUAAAAAUAGCAUUGUGAAGCAGUUCAAGGAAAUCUUCAAAUAA
Saccharomyces kudriavzevii IFO 1802 is the source of this 558-nucleotide messenger RNA. It is a transcript of the gene AIM41, whose product is annotated as Aim41p. Lineage: Eukaryota; Fungi; Ascomycota; Saccharomycetes; Saccharomycetales; Saccharomycetaceae. The transcript has a single exon. Gene Ontology annotation, cellular component: mitochondrion. The coding region runs from base 1 to 558 and encodes 185 amino acids. The record is from RefSeq and is a predicted model, not a curated record. Gene Ontology annotation, molecular function: carbon-nitrogen ligase activity, with glutamine as amido-N-donor.